UGCUGUCGCCUGGCUGCGUCAACUUCACCAAUGUCGGGGUGCGCAGCCUCACGAGCUUCACCGUCGUCGACUACAUCCACACCACCGAGCUGUGGGUCCUGGUACCGGUCACGCCCUGCCUCUGCUCCUUCCGCUUCAGCGAGUGGCAGGCUAUCACUUCACUCGAUAUCAAUACGCUCGAUCAGUAGAUGUAGCGAACAAUCUAAUGAAGAAAUAGUAUACGAUGAUAAAUCAUGGGCUAGGGCGUGACCGGUACCAGAGGCAUCUCUGUGAAAUCGAGCGGAAGGUGGUGGUGCUGAAUGACUCCUUGAUGGCCAAAUUUCGUGAUAGUUUAUGGGUAGUAUCUGCACGGGCUUGAGCCUUUACUUUAUUUGAGUGAAGUGCAUGAGAAGGGAGUUCAUGAUCUGUGGAGAGCGCCGACGGAUGAGAUUUGCCUGCCACUAAUGGUAUCACUGUGCCAACUGAAUUAUUUGCGUUUGCCACGCCAUGCUUGAUGGCUUUGCCUGCUGAUCUUAAGACUAAGGUAUUGCAUUUUUUACCUGGGGUUGAUCUUGCAAAGGUUGAGUGCACGUGCAAGGAAAUGAGGAAUCUUGCAUUAGAUGAUAGUAUUUGGAAGAAGCUUGUAUUCAAGUAUGAAAAUUAUGGUAAGGGCUGUAGGGGGCGAGCAAGAGUGCGAAGGCCAUAUUUGGAGAAGCUUGGCAGGCCAAUAAGAGAUGGCAGAAGAGGCCUAAUCCAACCUUUUGGUACAAUGGCUGGGGAAACAAUUCUUUUAGCCGUCCACUUAGGCUGCCAUUGAUGGUGGGAACUUAGACAGACUUCCUUUUAUUGGAAAUCAUGGUUCUGUAGGGCGUCACUUUAGAAAUAAACGAAGGAAUAUCUUGCUAAAUUGCAUUCUUGAUUGUCACCGGUCACCGCCACAACUUCCUUUGAAGCCAUGCCAAUGAGUUUGACUUGUAUAUUAAGAGUGGUCGGUAAGUAGUGCAUAGACGGUUAGAGCGCCUUGUUCUUAUCAAAUAUCAAUUAUCAUCAACUCACACAUUAUGCAUAUGCCUUAUCCUAAUAAAUCCCCCAGUACUCCUUUCUAUUUACACAGAAGGCUUUUGUGACUGCUAGAGAGUGAUAGACAAGGUCGAUAAUUGUAUGGUUUAAUUUCUUUCCAUUUUUUAUCCAAGAUUUUUUACUUGGUAAAUGAUGGUGAACUUUCGGCUUAGUGCAAUCGCAGGUUCAAACAGGCAUAUCUCUGAACACCUUGGGCUCUCUAGGCUAUGAGAUAGAUCAUGGAUCGAGACGGAGAAUAGCAGUGUGUCAUUCUAAACUGGGUGAUCAGCCGAAAAGAUCCCAUGGAUAAUCAUUAAUGAUUAUAUGGUAUGUAAUUAGCAAUUUAGCUUGUCUGCAUUUAUUUUUUUUCCAACGAAACUAAUCACACUUUGGAUUAGCUUGAUCAAACGAGAGGUACUGUCAUAUCCAGCCAGGUUGUUUCUAAUUUAACAGAGGGAGGGAACCAACAAAGGCACUCCAUGGGGGAAUGGUUGUGGCCAGGUUUGUUAAUGGUGUUGCGGCUGCAAGCGUCGUGUGGCAUCUGUCGCGACCAAGCAUUACGAGACAGUCUCCUCCAGCGCUUUGCACUGCUCCUAUCAAGAUCAUAGCUCGAGACAUAAGUACCAAGCAGCACUACCUAUAGAGUACUCUCCCUGCAUCAACUGGUUAUAAAAACAAACAGGAACAUUCUUGAUGUUGAAGCACAAAACCCUUGCUGAUGCACAUGGAGACGUUUGUAAUGAUCAUAAUAAAAAGGCUCAAGGAUGCCAACCUUUUCGUGUCACAAGGAGGGCUCAUCAUUCUGGAUUUUUUGUGUGUUUGGCGUAUAACCUCCCAUUGUGAUUAUUCCUAAUUUCAGUAGUUAUUAGUAGCCCCAUGAUUAUAUUAUUGAAUUGUUGUGUUCAAGUGUACUCUAAAUAAUAUAUCAUGAUAGAAAUUUAAAGCUUGUGCAGUAUGUUUCAGUCCUAUGGUAGUUAUAUUUUGCACCAAACCAUUUCACCAUUUUUCUUUGCUUCAUGAUAUGACUCCCACUCUCUUCGGUCCUUGCUAAUUAUUUGACCCAAAAGUGACCCUAUGGUUUGGGUGAACUUGUGAUGUUGUUCUUUGUUUCAGCUUUCUAAUUUCUGUUGUGAUUGGUUUGGUAUGUCAUUGAUGCUUUCGUUAUUAAACAUGCUGCUUCUAUUUUAUCUUCAUCUAUCUAAAUGAUGUUUCCUUUCAGGUCACUCUUAUUGGCAGUCUAGAAAUGCCAAAGGAUGACAUAUGGCUUGUCACAGCUAUCCUAUCUGGUCUCAUUGAAUAAUGUGCGAAGAUAUAAGUCACUGGCUAUCAAUUUCUGUGAAUCAGAUCUUUCUUGGCCUCCUAUCUUCGCCUCAGGCAGCUGGGAUGAGUCUGUCUCAUUACGAUGGGGUGAUCUUGGGCUUUCUGUUUCACAUAUCUUCAGGCCUGUGCCUGGAUGCUGUACCAUGCUUGGUCCUAUGAAUACUGAAGUAAAGCAACGGAAAGUUGUAGCUGUCGGUAGGAAACGGACUGCACGGCCAACAGAAAAUACCUGUCCUGAAGAGCUUGCUGAGUCUUCAGAGGAAGUAAAGACAGACACUGACAGGAAUGUCUUAGUUAUGUUUGAUAUCCUCAGGCGAAAGAAGAGCGCAAAAUUGGAAAACCUUGUGUUGAAUAGGCUUUCAUUUGCCCAAACAGUUGAAAAUGUUUUUGCACUAUCUUUCUUAGUGAAAGAUGGUAGGGUGGAAAUAACUGUAGAUGAUAGCGGGCAUAUAGUACGGCCAAGGAAUGCACCUGCUGCUAGCGCUAUAGCCUCAGGAGAAGUCUCAUACAGUCAUUUUGUUUUUAGAUUUGACUUGAAGGACUGGAAGCUUAUGAAAGAAGUUGUUACAGAGGGAGAAGAGUUGUUGCCACAUAGGACUUCCCAGAGCAAAUUUUGCAACGAAGAAAACGACCAACCAAAUCUGGAGGUACGUGCACAAAUAAUGCCUAUCAGGAAACUCACCCGGAACCGAGGAUUGGUCUUGCAGGAUCAUGUAGUCGAGGAAACUCCUGAAGAGAACCAAGCGUCUAAGCGCAGGCGCCUUUUGAGGAAUCAAGAUUGACCUAGCAAUUGCUUGGCAUGAGUAGUGUAGGCAGGCAACCUGGCUUGUGUUGUAUGCAAAAAAUUGCCUGAGCCUGAGUAACGUGUCUUUCACUAGGUCUGUUGUGCCAUGCUGUCUUGUUCUUGGCACAGCUCGUGCUUAUCUGAACUUCCAGUUGUGCCAGCGGAGUAGGGCUGUAAUUAUAAAUUGUUUGAAGUUCUGGUCACAUCUUGCAACUACAGAAUGGUGUUUGUAGGGCUGAGUGUAACUAGCCAGCUUGGCUCGUGUUGGGUCAUUAAGGGUGUGUUUGGUUGGAUGUAUAUGGAGGGAUGGAAAGGGACGACCACAUAUUCUAUAGUGUUUGGAUUAGAGUCGCGUGGGGCGAGAUAAACAUCGGAGUAAUUUUUUGGUGGCGGUGUGAUUAAAAAAUUUGACUACUUUGAUCUCAAACUAAACACAUUCUAACUCAUUUAUCAUGGCAAGAUAUGUCUCGGGUAAACUUGUUAGGCUGUCAUAACUUAUCCAUCCUAUCUCUUAUUUUAAAUUUUAUUUUUUUGUAAAUAUUAUAAUUUACAGUGCAAAAUAAUGUUUUACACGUCUAUAUAGACGAUCUACUACAAACAACCUUAAGAAAUGAGUUAAAAGUUCAGCUUAACAUCUUGAGCUAAUCAAUGCUAAAGAGAAGUUGCUCAAAUCAAUGUGUGAUUGUGAUCCUUCGUUUGUGCACCCACUGGAUUUGUAUAAGUUGUUUUCUUGUUUUUAUUUUUUUUGUUAUUCCUACCAUUAAAUUGGGCAUUCAAUACAUGUUCAUUAUCUUUAUGCUUAUGCAAUCAAAUAAUGAUGGAAAAUAACUGACUUGGCUGCUCUCUUGAGUUGUGGCAACGGAAGUUCCAGGCCCCGUUGCAGCUGGGAGUGGUUUUAUACUCGCUGAUGACAUCAAGUCUUAGGUGCUUCCAUUGAUCAAUGACUCAGGGAAAUAUGGAGGGAUCAUGAUGUGGUUCAAGUACUAUGAUGAUCAAGAUGGCUACAAUUCUUGAGUGAAGAGUGAUGUUUAGGUUGUUGUCUGUGGUGUGUGACAAUAUCUGUGUGUUAAUUGUGUGUAUGUGAGAAAUUAUGUGACUCUGGAGUCUGGAUAGUGCAAUAAGUAUUACUCAAGUAUAUGAUUGAAUCUUAUGUCAUACUAUUCAAAUUAUGUCAUAUGUAUCUUUUAAGGUAUGUAAACAUCCACUUUUAGCGAUGUUAACAAAAGAAUAGAACAAUAA
Molecule: messenger RNA, 4381 nt
Organism: Zea mays
Lineage: Eukaryota; Viridiplantae; Streptophyta; Magnoliopsida; Poales; Poaceae
Product: non-structural maintenance of chromosomes element 4 homolog A
Exons: 8
Coding region: 2292-3140 (282 amino acids)
Biological process (GO): DNA repair
Cellular component (GO): nucleus; Smc5-Smc6 complex
Source: RefSeq, a predicted model, not a curated record